UGAAAAUAAACACCCAAAAUCGACACUUCCCAGUUUUCACGGGAAAUGAAAAAGAAACGCUGCCAUGGAAAACAGAACGAACGAGAAAGCUUCCUCUUUGAGAUGGAAGAUCCUCCGUCGCGCGCUUCUCUAUCACUCGUCUCCGCCAAACUCAGAUGAGCAAUCACAAAUGAUCAUGAAGCGCAUUUCAAGAAGGACCAGUCAUGGAUUCAACUUGAUUCCCUCUCAUGUAAUCGACGAUGAACCUGAUUUGAAUAAACGCGAUGGUUCUUCCAUCAGAGGCGCUCGCGUUUGUUACACUUUACCCAUCCCUGCCGCUCCUCAACUGCUUUUGACACAAAGAGUGGACAACCGUGCUGACCUCGGUGAUUUUGAGAUGUGCAACAGAUACAACGUUGACAACACUGGGCUUGUGUGUAAUUGGCCAUCAGAAGAUGUUCUUGCUCACUAUUGCUUGUCACAUGCAGAUACAUUCAGGUCUAAAAAAGUUAUCGAGCUUGGUUCUGGCUAUGGCUUGGCUGGAUUUGUUAUUGCAACUGCUACUGAGGCAUCCCAAGUUGUAAUCUCAGAUGGGAAUCCACAAGUAGUUGAUUAUACACAGCGUAACAUUGAAGCCAAUUCUGGAGCAUUUGGGGAUACAGUUGUGAAGUCUAUGAUGCUUCACUGGAAUCAAGAAGAUACUUCCAAUGUUGCAGACACAUUUGAUAUCAUUAUUGCAAGUGAUUGCACUUUCUUUAAGGAUUUCCACAGAGGCCUUGCUCGUAUUGUCAAACAUUUAUUAUCAAAAGCAGGAUCAUCUGAGGCUAUAUUUUUAAGUCCGAAAAGAGGCAACUCAUUGGAUCUGUUUUUGGAGGUGGCUAAGGAAAAUGGCCUGCGUUUCAGUGUAACAGAGAACUAUGACAAAGAAGUCUGGAAACGUCAUGAGGAAUUCUUGAAUGAAAAUAGGGACUCUUGGCCCAGUUAUGAGAAAGGUCACAGCUAUCCACUCUUAAUCAGAAUUACCCUUUGAACUUUCUUUCUGUUAUUCUCCUGAGACCUCGUUCACUUGUUGGUUGACUCUUGUUAGAUAAAGUACAGAUCUAUUACAAGAAAGGAACUGCCCUAGUACAGACAUUAACCGAUUGCAUGCUUUAAUUGCGCAAUAUUUUGUUUUGUUGGGGUCACAUCUUUAGUAGACAGCACUAUUCUCAUCCACGAAGGUUCAAAUGAAUAUGUAGUGAUUCACCUCUAAAGUGAAGAUUAAAAUUUCGGUCCUAAAAGUAUACAAGAUAUUAAACUUUUUCUUUUUGUUAAUCCACUUGGU
This is a messenger RNA of Abrus precatorius (Indian licorice), 1303 nucleotides long. RefSeq names its product calmodulin-lysine N-methyltransferase. Gene Ontology annotation, molecular function: calmodulin-lysine N-methyltransferase activity. Lineage: Eukaryota; Viridiplantae; Streptophyta; Magnoliopsida; Fabales; Fabaceae. Gene Ontology annotation, cellular component: cytoplasm. The transcript is spliced from 7 exons. The record is from RefSeq and is a predicted model, not a curated record. Bases 65 to 1009 code for a protein of 314 amino acids.